Messenger RNA from Schistosoma spindalis, 2493 nucleotides. The record is from the annotation of a GenBank genome assembly. NCBI's taxonomy places the organism in Eukaryota, Metazoa, Platyhelminthes, Trematoda, Strigeidida, Schistosomatidae.
GUGAGUGCGAAGAAAUCAAUCGCUUUAUGCAAGCUCGUGACAAAUAUAUUGGAUAUUGUAUGUAUAUGCACAUACCACAAAUGAAGCCUGUAAACGCAACCUAGCAUAUAAAAUUAAUUUUUUCUCCAUGUUUCUUCUAAAUUUGAACAUACAGGUCUGUGCUUAAGCGAACGGUUAAUUCACUCCAGCUUGUUAGGAGACAUUUUGUCUCGAUUCACAACCUCUUGCCCUUGAUUUCAACGACCACAUUAAGUUUGACCUUGGUUGCUUGAUCUGUGUAGCAGAUGCGUGUUCAUCCUUCUCGGUUAGUUCGAUUAUCUUUGAUCUCCCUACUAUUCCUACUAUGUAUCGCUAUUAUAUAUAAUAAAUAUGUGGAUAAAGCGCUGUCUGGACCUAAUUCUAUAAGCCAACUUAUGCGAAAUCCAGAUUUUGCAAGUGGAAAUAAUGUAAAGCCAUUUAAAAUUGACUGGGAAAACUACUCGCUUACUGCACUUGAAAGUUCGAGAGUAGGACCUGGAGAGAAUGGCAUGCCUUUCAAAUUAUCCUCUCUCGAUAAAGAACUAUCCAAUAAAACUAUAAAUGAGAACGGUUUUAGUGUGUAUGUUAGUGGGAAAAUCAAAACAGAUAGAUCUAUUAAAGAUAUCCGCCAUCCACGUUGUAAAGGAAAACUAUAUUCCAGCAACCUUCCUAUUGCUUCAGUGAUUAUCCCUUUUUUUGAAGAGCAUUGGGAGACUCUCCUACGCACAAUCGCAUCCGUUUUGAAUCGAGCUCCUUCAGGACUGAUAAAGGAAAUAAUUUUGGUUGAUGAUGGAAGCUCACGAAAAUAUCUGAAAGAUGAACUUGAUAAUCAUCUCGCGACUGCUUAUCCAAGUGGUAUAGUACGUGUGAUUCACCUGGAACGGAGGGGAGGUCUUAUUCGAGCGAAAACAGCGGGCGCCAGAGAAGCUACUGGAGAAGUACUCAUUUUCCUGGAUUCCCAUUGUGAAGCAGGAAUAAACUGGCUUCCACCACUACUUGAUCCAAUUGCUGCGAACUACAAAACAGUUGUUUGUCCAUUUAUUGAUGUAAUAGAUGCAGAUACCUUUGAAUAUCGUGCACAAGAUGAAGGGGCUCGAGGAGCAUUUGACUGGGAAUUGUACUAUAAGCGCCUCCCACGCUUACCAGAAGAUAGACAUCAUCCUGAGGAGCCUUUUGACAGUCCAGUGAUGGCAGGAGGUUUGUUUGCUAUCAGUGCGAAAUGGUUCUGGGAACUUGGAGGCUAUGAUCCUGGUCUUGUUAUUUGGGGUGGAGAGCAAUAUGAACUAUCGUUCAAGAUUUGGAUGUGUGGAGGGCGUAUGAUUGAUGCUCCGUGUUCUAGAAUAGGUCAUAUAUAUCGUAAAUACUCAACUAACUUUCCGAAAGCAGAAUUUGGGGACUUUGUUGGUCGUAAUUACAAAAUUAUCGCUUCCUUCAUAGACGUGUAGCAGAAGUUUGGAUGGAUGAAUAUAAAGAGUAUCUGUAUAAACGGCGGCCAAGAUACAGGGAUUUGGAUGCCGGUGACUUAACCAAGCAGCGCGAAAUCCGAGAGAAACUUAAGUGCAAGUCAUUUAAGUGGUUUAUGACAGAAAUAGCCUUUGACUUGGUUAAGAAGUACCCACUCAUAGAACCAAUAUCUAAGGCUGAUGGAGAGAUUCGAUCGGUUGCUGACUCAUAUUUAUGCUUGGAUGCAAUGGGUGCAAAUGAGUAUACUCCAAUUAAAUUACGUCCUUGUACUAAAGAUAAUCCUAAUGCCAUUGGUAUUCAGAAAUUCGAAUACAGCUACCGUGAAGAUAUUCGAGUUAUAAAGCAAUAUUUGGAGAUAACAACAUUACUUCGUUUUGGAGCAGUGUCUCAGUUGUUAAAGUGUUCGACUUUUCACCCCGAAGUUGUAGAUUCAAACUUUACUCCACUUCGUUUCGAGCGACCAGGCAGCAUCAUUAACCCUCACACUUAGAAUGUGGCUUGAAGCCAAGUACACAAAUCUGUAUUAGAUAAAUAAAGAAUCCUGUCUAGAUGUACCUGAUUCAAAAAACAAAGCCGUAGUAAUCUUGUAUCCAUGUCAUGGUCAAGGUGGUAAUCAACAAUGGAAAAUUCGACCAACUAAUCGUAACAAGUCGAACCCUCUACACUUGGUUCUUGGAGCUAGUGGAGCUUGUUUAGAUUCUGAUCCGAAAAAUCGUUUAGUUUUUGUGAAAUCAUGUGAUUAUACUUCACCAACUCAAAGCUGGACUUGGGAAAAAUUGAAAAUUGAUGUGGCUGAAUACUCGGUGAAAGAAGCUGGUCUAUAACAUUUUUGAUUUGCUUUUGUUUUAUUUGGAAAAUUUAUGAUCUGGUUAGUGAAAAUUAUUGUAAGCCUAUCUGUCAUUCUCUUUUCUGUGAUAUAUAUGUAUAAGCAACCUAUUUUUAGCUGUUUAUGCUUUAUUUUCUUCUGAAUUUUCUACAAAUAUUUUUCAAUAAAUAUUGUGUUUUGUGUAA